AAGGUAAGGGGAGUUGGUGGGGGCAUAUUAAAAUUUGGUAGUCUGAGAGAUGAAAGAUGAUGAAUUUGUGGCAUAACAAAAGCAAUAGCUGGCAACUACAACAUGCAGGCCCAGCUCCAGCAGUACACCAAAUUCAAUUCUUUUCCCCUUUCUCUAACACCCUUUUUUUCUUCCUUCUCUCUCCCUUCUCUUUCUUCUUCUUCUUCUUGAACAUGCACAAUUUUACUCACCAUUGCCGCAUGAACCAUUAGCCUUUAUCCUACCUGCAACAAACACAGCAAUGAGUGCCUCCAGGUUCAUCAAGUGUGUCACCGUUGGGGACGGUGCCGUCGGCAAGACUUGCAUGCUUAUCUCCUACACCAGCAACACUUUCCCUACGGACUAUGUGCCGACUGUCUUUGACAAUUUCAGUGCAAAUGUAGUGGUGGAUGGAAGCACUGUGAAUCUUGGGUUGUGGGAUACUGCUGGCCAAGAAGAUUACAAUAGAUUGAGACCUUUAAGCUAUCGUGGAGCAGAUGUUUUCCUGCUUGCUUUCUCUCUCAUAAGCAGGGCAAGCUAUGAAAAUGUUGCCAAAAAGUGGAUUCCUGAGUUGAGGCAUUAUGCUCCUGGUGUUCCAAUUAUUCUUGUUGGAACAAAACUUGAUCUUCGGGAUGAUAAACAGUUCUUCCAAGAUCAUCCUAGCGCAGUGCCUAUCACCACAGCACAGGGUGAGGAACUGAGAAAGCUCAUUGGUGCUCCAGUUUAUAUUGAAUGUAGUUCAAAAACACAACAGAAUGUGAAGGCUGUUUUUGAUGCGGCCAUCAAGGUAGUUCUCCAGCCCCCAAAGCAGAAGAAAAAGAAGAGAAAGGGGCAAAAAGCCUGUUCCAUCUUGUGAUCUUCAAGCCUUAAUAUAGUAGUUUGCGGAGGAUGACAUGACUUUAGUCUUUGCCAUUCUAUAUCUUAUACUAUUUCCAACCUAGAUGAAGGAAUCACCACGUCCAACUGACCAAAUCAAGGUUCGCUCAAAAAGCAUCAAGCUAUUUGUCUAAUUCUCUCUGGCUGUAGGAUCUGUACAGUCAUAAUUUCCAGUAUGUUUGGCGUGCGCACAGCACUUACGUUUCAAUUGGCUGUUUUCCUGUUGUAUUGAUUGUUAUUAGAUGGACAUUUCCAGCAGUGGAAUUCAUGUUGUAAUCUAAUCUAGAAGGUGCUUGCAUGCAUAUGUGGCAUUGAAUAUGAACUAAGUAUAUGUAAUUAAUUAUGUUAGCUGCCUUAACAGCUUGGAUAUAGUUGGUUUGAUCAAGGUUUCAUUCUUCCAUUUGUUUGUUCC
Messenger RNA from Vigna radiata var. radiata (mung bean), 1306 nucleotides. Its product is annotated as rac-like GTP-binding protein RAC1. The record is from RefSeq and is a predicted model, not a curated record. Gene Ontology annotation, biological process: regulation of actin cytoskeleton organization; establishment or maintenance of cell polarity; cortical cytoskeleton organization. The transcript has 7 exons. NCBI's taxonomy places the organism in Eukaryota, Viridiplantae, Streptophyta, Magnoliopsida, Fabales, Fabaceae. Gene Ontology annotation, cellular component: plasma membrane; nucleus; cytoskeleton. Bases 281 to 874 code for a protein of 197 amino acids. Gene Ontology annotation, molecular function: protein kinase binding; GTPase activity; GTP binding.